AUGCAACGCAGAGCUAACCGGAACAUUGCGAAGAGCAGUAGUGCUGGGGUUAAGACCGAAUAUACGGCCGCAAGUCAAUCACGCAGUGUGCAACUGAAAAGCGGUGGGGAUAGUAACGGUAGUCAUAGUGACGGUAGUAGCAGCAGCAACAGUACCUCUGAUGUGGGUACCUCAGUCAAACCUGAACCGAGUGUGGAUGUAAAAACCGAAGGUGGAAUAUUCCACGCAGCUGAAAGCAGUGUAAAAGAAGAGACUCAUACCGAACCCCUGACAAAUUCUGCUGCCGACGAUAAGUCUAUCGCUGAUAAUGCUACUGUCGAUGAUGCUACUGCCAGUGAUGCUACCACCGGUAACGCUUCGGCCGGUGAUGCUACGGCCGGUGGUGCUGCCGGUGGCAGUACUGGUGCGUCCGAUGGUCGACAAGAGCGGGGCACGACUCCGAUGCGUCAAAG
Messenger RNA from Sphaeroforma arctica JP610, 452 nucleotides. RefSeq lists its product as hypothetical. Lineage: Eukaryota; Ichthyosporea; Ichthyophonida. The transcript has a single exon. The record is from RefSeq and is a predicted model, not a curated record. The annotation marks the transcript as partial.